Mycosarcoma maydis (corn smut) is the source of this 1788-nucleotide messenger RNA. RefSeq lists its product as uncharacterized. Lineage: Eukaryota; Fungi; Basidiomycota; Ustilaginomycetes; Ustilaginales. The record is from RefSeq and is a predicted model, not a curated record. Bases 1 to 1788 code for a protein of 595 amino acids. The transcript has a single exon. Gene Ontology annotation, molecular function: protein binding.
AUGACUCGCGGCAUCGAGCACAUCGAUACUAAUCCCGAAAUCAUCCAGGCGCGCGUCAACAUCCAUCAUCUUCAACUACGCGAUCUACUCCAGCAUACCGGCGUCAAAGAUAAGGUGCUCUUUGUCAGUCGUCUUCAAAUCGAGCAAGCCGACUUUACCACGCUCAAGCCGACUUCCACGUACUGCACGCUCGACUUCCAGCCCAACUGUCUUACUACCGGCUGUGGUCUUCUCGCGGCAGGUGGACAGCAUGGCGAGCUAGCACUGCGUCCGCUUCACUCGCCUUCUUCUACCGCUCCGCAAUUGCAUUCGGACCAGUCGUAUGCAGAAAGGCCGCCGGCGCCGUGGCUGUUGCGUACGCCUACCGGAGGCUCUAUCAACAACGCCAUCACCAUUCAGCCUGAUCUCCAUCAUGAUUCCAGUCGAUUGCAGUGCAGCUCCUCGCAAGCGUCUGCGUCUACGUCGACAAGUGCGUCGAAAGAUGUCGUCGAUGCAUCUUGCACACUCUCCUAUUCGCCUUGGGCCAGAGACGAGCCUUCUUCGUUCACAUUCUCCUCCACUUCCAACGUCGCCAGGCCGGGUCUGCUAUUUGGCGACGAAGAGAUGGAAGCCGAACUUUCCGAGAGCGUUUUUGAAGAGCUCGCUGCCGCAUACGGCUUUGAUGCCAAUACCGUCAAUCGUUCUUCUCGAUGGCGACGAUCAGCGCCGGCACAAUCUAGCAUCGGCGCUACCACUAGCGCCCCGAUCGCCGAUCACAUCGUGGCACCCAUCAAAGUCAUGGUUUCAAACAAUGACCAAUCCAUCAAGCUGUACAAGCUUCGGCCGCCGAAAUCCACGCCCGGUACAGGCGGACGCAUCGAAUCGGGUCUGCCUGGUCUCUCGCGCAGCACGACGCUGCAGUUUCCUACGGCGAUCAACCACUCGUCGCUCUCGCCCGAUCAGCGAACGCUCAUUGCGGUCGGCGAUACUCCCGAAGUGUUUAUCCAUUCGGUCUCUCGCUCAGGCGAACAUGUCAAAGUGGCCACGUACAAUGCUUCGAGCGAUGCGUGCUUUUCAACCACGUGGUCACCGGAUGGAUCCAAGUUUGCAGUGGCGAGUCAGGACGGUGUCGUUUCCGUCUGGGACGUUCGCAGUAGUCGGAGGCUGGCUGCUGUUAGCACGUGUCAGGCGAAUGCUGGUAGUGGAGCGGCUAGGGUGGCCAAGUUUUCGCCGUGCGGAAGAUUUCUGGCGUUUACUGAGCACAGAAACUUUUGGAAUGUGACGGAUACGAUUACGUUUUCCGAGACGCAGAGUGUGCCGGCACCGGUUGCGCCGAGGGAGUGUAGUGGCAGUGCGAGUACGGGUACGAGUGCGGAUGGAUGGGUCGAGAGGCGCUUGGUGGCGGACGAGAGGUUUCGACUGGUCACGGGAGGCGAUGAGGCGAUCACCAGGGAUCGCGAGAGGAGGACGAUGAUCCAUGCCACAUUUAUGCGCGAGUGGAACCGCGCCAUCAACCUGGUCGAUCGCAACUCGCACCCAACCUCGUCGCCCAGAAGCUCCACCUCGAUGCCCGACUGGCUCACCAACCCCACCUCAACCACCUCGACCACCUCGCGACGUCAUGACCUCCUCACCGCCGCCAUCAACCAUCCCUCCCCACCCCACAGACCCGACUCGCACUCGAUCAACAUCAGCGGCCUAUGCUGGGAUCCAGACGCAGAACACAUCUACAUAUCCACCGAACGCGUCAUCGCCAAAUACACCCUCAACGACACCCGCCUCCCCAGCGCUACCGCAACCCUCCUCUAA